Paramormyrops kingsleyae is the source of this 3401-nucleotide messenger RNA. RefSeq lists its product as uncharacterized. Lineage: Eukaryota; Metazoa; Chordata; Actinopteri; Osteoglossiformes; Mormyridae. The record is from RefSeq and is a predicted model, not a curated record.
AAAAAAAAAACAAUAGUCCAUGACUGGAAUAACAGGACUUUUCUGGCCACGUCACUCAGAAGAAUCGCCAUCCGGCUUUAGUGGGACAGUUAUAUACCCGAAAUGCCAUCCAUCCGCAGCUACAUGGAACGUCUGUAACAGGGUGACGAUGUGAUGGGGAUGGAAGCGAAGAAAGUUUGCGUCGUGCGAAGCCAGUUGUAUUAUUCUCAGGCAUGAGCGUUAAUUUGUCCCCGGUCCGCAAGAACAUCGAGCACCGGGGGACCCUCAUGAGAUAUCAGGGGGACUCUGCGCCCCCGGCUCGCGGACCAUGAACUUACAUCCGAGUCCCGACUCCCGGCUUCACAUCGGACUCAAUGGAGCUCAUCAGAUCGCCCGGGGAAGCGCUCAAAAGCACCGCAGACCUUCGGAAGAUGAGGAACUGUGGUUCCUGAGUCGUGAGGAGCGGGAGUGUAUCUUGUUCCUAGAAGAGACCAUCAACAUUUUCGACGAUGAUCUGGAGGAUCGAGACCAGUUUCCACAGAGCAGCAGUCCAGCAGGGAGCCGUCAGGCCGUUGCUGAUGCUGCUGCUGCCCCUGCACUUUCCAGCAGCCUCAAGGAGCAAGAUAUCAUUGACCUGGUCCAAGUCCAGCCUGAUCCACCCAGCCCAAGGGAGGUUCCACAUACUUCCAUCAUGCCAGAUUUCCGGACCAUUGGGUUGCCCCCGGAAGCUCAUACUGAGGUGAAAGUGAGGCGGGAUCAAAUGGACAGCCAGCCUGUUGGCUCUAUUCCGACCCCAAUGGUGAUAGCCCAAAAAAUCGCAGCUCACCAGGGCAGUGGUGGCCCAGCCACAACAUCUGCCCCCCCUGGACACAGGAGGAGCCUGGAUUUCACCGGAGACUACUCUGCAAUUCCUUUGCCUGACCAUCCAGUUAAACAGGGCCCACCAACUACAGCAAAACCAAGCCGAUAUCCAGACAAUAUCAGUGUGGCUCUGCCCAGCAGGGACUACAAUCAGACCAUUGCCAAGGCCUCUGUGAAUGUCCACCAGCGUCAAGCUCAGGUGCUGGCCAACCUAACAGGAAGACCUCAUGCGUACGAAUCGAUGGAAGAAAAACAGGUGAGAAAAGUCCCAAACCGGAGUAUCUCAUUCCACGAUUUAACACCGAAUAAAUCCAGGAUGGAAGCGCUGUCCAAACUAGGACUGACUAAAGAGCGGAAACUAUCAGCAUUCAGUAGUAACAGCAACUUGCCCAAGAUAAUCACUCCGCCUUUGUCGCCAACUAGCAGCUCUUCUUGUUCAAAUAAUGCCAAUGGCCCUGACAGGAAGCCUGAAGCUGUUGCCUGCUCCUCUGCACCCAAGACUCAUGUCUCUCCAAAUGAUCGUAACACCUAUGGUGGAAAAACUGAAGUAGCAACUCCCUCCAACCAAAAAGCAGAUGCUCAUUCUCAGUGUGUGAGUAACAAUGGCAAGGAGAUGGAAACACCAGCUUCACUCCAGUAUAGCAGUGGUAGCUUCAACAACUAUGAAGGGAAAACUAAAGUUAUAUCUUCAGUGCCAAUGGCAAACUCCGACCUCCCUCCCCACCAUAACAGUCAGCAGCACAGCAGGCCGGCUGCUCCCACCUCAUUGCUGGCUUUUGGCAAAACCAAGACCAAUGUCUCAAGUGCCAUCGACAAAUACAGAGGCAACACUGUGAAUCCAUCGAACAAUUUUAUUCAGCAAGACCACAAACCCAAAGAAAUUACUUCCUCGAUGUCACCCAAAAUCACCAAGUCUUUCUCAAAUGACUCGAACAGCAAUAGCAGCAAAACCAAGACCGCAGUUCCUUCACAGACGCCCUCCACCAAGCCCGCGGUCAACAUGACCAAGUCAAACGUCACUCCUGUAACCCUUAAACCAGCUGCUUCUGUCCCCAAUGUUGCCAUAAGAUCAAUGUCCUUCAGAGCAGAAUAUCAUCCUGAAGACGCACCUAGAACUGGCCGCCAAAAUAGAACUGCGAGUUUCAGUGUCGGACAAUUGGCGUCAACAUCAUCAGAACGUCGGCGUUCCAUCUCCAAGCCACCAUUUUGGUCUCAGGGCAUCACGGUGCAGUUCUCUGGGCGUGGGCCCACUGAUGAAUCCCGCCGAGAAGCACUACGCAAACUCGGGCUCCUCAAAGAUACGUCCUAAUGCUGAAGCUGAGGGGUGUGAGCGUCACGGCUUCAGGACUGAGAAAUGCAGUUUUCUGUGGGUCAAAGAACCAGGAGAAUGGAAACCGGAAGAUUCCUGCACAUAUUUUUUACCCGGUUACCUGCCAGAACACUAAUAAUAGUUUCUGUGUGCAUUGAUUGACCUUAGUGCCAUCACAUCUGUCACACAGGCCAAGACCCAGUGGAGAACAGAGUAUGGACAUGUAUGGCUAUUUCUUGCUCAGUGGUUGUAUAGUAUGUUAAAAGCCCAAAGUAUUACGGGAAACUUCCAUGUCUCCAGUGCAAAGAACUAAUGUGCCUUUCAUUGAAUGACUAACAAGAAAUCUUGUUAAAAGCCAAAUCUAGACCUUAACUUCAAGAUGUUUUCUAUUUUUUCCAUGUUUCAGCUCAUUUGGUUUACCACAGAAAGGGAACAUGCAAUUUCUUGUUUCUGUGGUCCUGUUAGAGUGAAUCUACAGAUAAAUAAUGUUCAUUCUUUGUUUCUAUAUCCCUCCAACUAUUAUUUUUAAUUACUAUAUUAUAAAAGAUUAACUCACUGUUGUUAUACUGCAAUUAUGUUGAGUGAUGUACUACUGCACAAAUUAAACCAUAUAACCAUUUGUAGUACAAGUACUAAAACUGAGUAAUAUAACUGUAAUUUCCUACAUAGAAAUAUUUAAUAUUCAGACAGGUGUAAUACUUAAAUGGAUAUGAUGUCUUAGUUAACCUGCUAUGUAAAAAAUGCUAGUUUUUUCACAGGGAAUAUGGUACUGUAAGCCUGGUCAUCUGAUGCUUGUUCAUUAGCAGUGUUGUAAUGUUUUUGUCUAAUUUUGUGGAUGUGUGUCUGUGUAAGCGAGUGUUAAGCUGUGUGUGUUUGUGUGUGAGUUCUGUAUUUGGAGUUUUUGGAAUGUGAAAUGUGUGCGUUUUUUUUUUUUUUUUGGCAAUUUCUGCUAGACUCCGGUUCUGUAGUUUAUCUGCAAUUUUGAAGUAAACACAGCCACACACUAGACUUAACCCCACUGCAAGAACAUGUGCUAAAAUACACCAGUACCAGUAAUGUCGACCUCCCAGCCAUGUUACCUUUGAAAAUACUGUAUAUGUAGUAAAGCAUUUGUAUAGUAAUGUACAGAUUACUAACAUGUUGUAAAGACGAAGACAACUUUGAAUCCUUUUUACAGACAUCACCUCAUAUGAACAUUGCACCUUGUUACAGGUACUUUUAUGACCUACAAGAAUAAAUGUUUCAGACUAAA